AUGGCCACCUCCAAGGGCUCCCUUUCCCUGGUAACAGACCCUCCGCCAACCAUACGGCACCUGUCAGAGCUCCCAGGAGCCUACAUGCUGACAGGCUCUGUCUACACGCCGGACAAGGCUAACAUGAGGAGGAGGGUGCCAUGGGCACAAGGCCAGCCCAUCAUGGGCAGCAAGGCCCCCAGCAUCUCCUCAGGGCGCCCACGCCCCCUCCGGACCCCCACCGUCCCCCUCUCGGCCCCAGCACCUCCUCCGGGCCCCCAGCACCCCCUCUGGGCCCCCACCGUCUCCCCUCUCGGCCCCCGGCAUCUCCUCAGGACCCCCACUGUCUCCCUCCGGGCCCCCAGCAUCCUCCUCAGGGCCUCCACCGUCCCCCUCUCGGCUCCCACCGCCCCCUCCGGGCCCCCAGCACCCCUUGGGCCCCCCCGCCCCCCUCCGGGCCCCCACCGUCCCCCCACCGUCUCCCCUCUCAGCCCCCAGCAUCCCCACAGGGUCCCUACCGCCCCCUCCGGGCCCCCACCUCGGCCCCCAAUGUCCCCCUCCGGGCCCCCACCGCCCCGCUCCGGCCCCCACCGCCCCCCGGACCCCACCUUUGGCCCCGGCGCCCCUCGGUCAGAACGGGAGUUCUUAUCGCGGCAGCAGCAGCUGGCGGGACUAAGCCGGAGAGGGCCGGAAGGAGUGCGGCCCAGGCCCGACCGCGGACUGGGGGCGCGGCUUACCUGUGUCACCGCGAAGGUGCGCAGACGGCAAGACUCGGCUCCGGAGCUGAGGGACGCCGAACGGACCCCUAGCUCUAGAGGCGCUGUGGGCCGCUGCCGCGCCUGCGCAAAACGGGGGCCCUAG
Molecule: messenger RNA, 840 nt
Organism: Lutra lutra (Eurasian river otter)
Lineage: Eukaryota; Metazoa; Chordata; Mammalia; Carnivora; Mustelidae
Product: proline-rich protein 2-like
Exons: 2
Coding region: 1-840 (279 amino acids)
Source: RefSeq, a predicted model, not a curated record